Molecule: messenger RNA, 1032 nt
Organism: Cyphellophora attinorum
Lineage: Eukaryota; Fungi; Ascomycota; Eurotiomycetes; Chaetothyriales; Cyphellophoraceae
Product: Transmembrane protein 19
Exons: 1
Coding region: 1-1032 (343 amino acids)
Cellular component (GO): membrane
Source: RefSeq, a predicted model, not a curated record
AUGAAGGCCAUCAUAUGGGUGCCGGUCACCAUUGCCAUACUCGCUCGUGCACAUCGUCGCAAGUCCCUCACACCGCUUGGCCUACUCGCAGCGGCCAUCACAGCGGCAGUGCACGCCCUGCCUCAUAGCCCUUUGCCAUUUACGUUACUGGGUACAUUCUUCAUCAUAGGCACGAGUGCCACGAAGGUCAAGCACGCCGAGAAAGCCAAGCUCACCCUGUCCGCGUCCGGCGGCUCCGGAGGCGAAGGUGCUCGGACACACGUCCAAGUUCUGGCCAAUUCGGCGUGUGCAAGUGUUCUAUGCUUGGUAGAAUUCCUGAUGCGUAAGGAUCGAACCAUUGGGCUGGGAGAGGAAUGCCUCGCAUUGCGUUCAAGCAACAGCCAGAAUCCGUAUCUGGACAUCUGUCUCAUGGGCGUUGUCGCAAACUAUGCGGCUGUCGCGGCGGAUACCUUUUCGUCUGAACUCGGCAUACUGUCACGAUCGAAGCCAUUUCUGAUCACCGACCUCCGACGGAAGGUGCCAAAAGGCACGAACGGUGGCAUUACUCCCGCGGGUGUGGCGUACGGGCACCUGGGCGCGCUGGCGAUUGCCGUGACCAGUGUUAUGCUUCUGCCGUUUUGUGCUGAGUGGAGCUUCAAUAGUCGAGCGCUGUUUGUAGCAUGCGUGAGCGCUUGGGGUACUAUUGGAUCCCUGCUGGACUCGCUGCUAGGUGCUCGGCUGCAAGCGAGUGUCAUCGAUAGGCGGACUGGGAAGAUAGUGGAGGGAGCCGGUGGCGCGAAGGUCAAGACGAGAUCUGGUUCGGUGGCCAUUGCAGAUGGCAAUCACGCCACAGGAUCGCAUGACACCGCCGCAAGGCAAAGGAAGGUGGGUGCAGGCACUGAAACGAAGUCGGCAGAAGCAAAUGGUCACGACAGUAGGCUCAUCAACAGCGGCAAAGAUGUCUUGGACAACAACGGGAUCAACAUCUUGAUGGCGGCGAUCAUGACCACUGGAGGCAUAGUGCUGGGACAAAUGGCGCGCGCUGUGGUGUGA